This is a messenger RNA of Cuculus canorus (common cuckoo), 589 nucleotides long. RefSeq lists its product as uncharacterized. Bases 1 to 429 code for a protein of 142 amino acids. The record is from RefSeq and is a predicted model, not a curated record. Gene Ontology annotation, molecular function: hormone activity. NCBI's taxonomy places the organism in Eukaryota, Metazoa, Chordata, Aves, Cuculiformes, Cuculidae. The transcript is spliced from 2 exons.
AUGCUGUCACAAUUGACACCUUCUUUUACCUUGAGAACUCUAACUCAUAUGUGUUCCCCAUGUUCACUUUUCUCCUCUCAGCCUUCCCACCACUGUUCCAUCAUGCGGCACCUGAUCUCGUGGACACCACGUGCCCAGUGGUCACCCAGGCACUUAAAGCUGGUGGCUGUCUAUGUGCUGGUGCUCUUGGUAUCAUUCAGCUUUGCUUCAGGACAGAGCAGACCAUUUAAACAUCAGAUAGACAACAGAAGUCCUGAGAUUGAUCCUUUUUGGUACGUGGGCCGUGGUGUUCGCCCUAUCGGUCGGUUUGGGAAGAGGCAGAUGAGAAGCAGCCGUGGCAGCCUGAGGCCUGUGAGCAGGCACCUGGAUUUCAUCUUGAAUGCUUUGUGGGAACAAGAAGUGUCAGACACAGGAGACAAUGACUGGUGAUCCCUCUUCCUCGAAGUGGUGACUUAAUAUCAAUUCUUUUAAUUGUGCCCUCCCCUGCACCUCAGACCUCUGGUUCUGCUUUGGUCUAGAAAUCCCUUGCUGCUCUUUCUGCUGCUUCUGCAAGUUUCUUCAAAAAGAAACAUAUCCAGGGUGCAGGUAA